UAUAACAUUUUCCAAGAAUACUCAAAACUUCGACAUGUCAUUAGCCUACUGGUACGUCAUAUUUUUACCAGGAUACAAUCAAAAGGAUUAUUGUCCUAUACCAAAAGGUAAUCCCUUCAAUCUUCUCUUCAACACUGAGAUGCUGGUCUCUUGUCCAAAAGACAAGAUCAUGCGGGAGUGGUAUUCUCUGAGAACUAAUCAAACUAAAGUAUUCGAAUUGGCUGAGUGGGAAUCUGAUGGAACAUUAAUGCUAUUAACUGAACUUAGUUUAUACGAAAGGAGAAACAGUUUGGAAGGUUUAGUCAUCCCAGCUGUUAUUGUGCUGAGCAAUCCUUUCAUCGGUAUUGACGAAAAUGGUAAACUGACUGGUUCCUGUGGUAAAAUAUUAUUAGAGCUUACAAGAUUAGUUAACUUUUCUUUCGUUAUUGUCAAUGAAUCUUCGUCGAAUGGUAGAUGGAACUCUAAGCAUAAUUCCUGGAACGGUGCAGUAGGUGAAUUGAUUGCCAAUCGUGCACAAUUUACAAUAUCUUUUGUAUCAAUGAGUAAAUCAAGAUCAGAAGUUGUUGAUUUUACUUUACCGUUCAUUCUUUCAUCUACUUCGUUGUAUAUCAAGGAACCUGAUGUUUCCAGUGUAGAAUGGUCCAAUUAUUUUCGUACAUUCAAUUACAAAAUUUGGAUAUCUGUGGUCAUUUUAAUCUUGACUACACCAAUUUUAUUGGCAUUCAUGAAAAUUAUUGCCGAUCAACGUAAUUUCGUGUCAUUGCUUUUAGAUUCUUAUCUUCAAAUUUGGGGUAUUUUUUGUCAACAAGGACUCGAUGAAUUUCCUCAAAGGUUCUCUCUAAGAUUGGCAUAUUUUUCAUUAUUUCUUUCGGCUUUUAUUGUGUCGGCAGCUUACUCAGCUUCGUUGAUAUCUUUUCUGACAAACGUUAUCAAUCGUUUGCCAUUUCAAUCGAUGGAAGAAUUUGUAAAAGAUGGAACUUAUACAUUAAUUUCACCUAAGGACAGCUUGGAAUACGAUGUAUUUGCUAAUUCGAAACGACCAUUAGCAAAAAAAAUCAUGACAUUCAUGAAAGCCGAAGAAAAAUUACCCUUAACACAUCUUGAAGGAUUUUUUCAGGUUUGUAAUGAACAUAAUGUAGCGAUGUAUGUGUCAACCGAAGUAAGAAAUGUUCUAGAUCCUGAAAUACCUUGCAAUAUCGCACGCAUUAAUCUUGGUCAUAUAGAUAGUGUAUCAUUAAUGUGGUCAAAAAAGAAUCCAUUUCUCAGUCUGAUUAAUCAUCAUAUAUUUAAAAUAAUGAAAAACGACAUGCAAAUGUCAACUAUGAUCCACACAUGGUCACGUGAACUCUCUCGUCGAGGAAUCCUAUCGAUCAGUAUCAAUUUCACGGAUUUAGCCAUGGACAAUAAAAAAUAUAAUCCAACAUCAAAACCAUUGUUCGUUAUACUUCUUUCUACGUGGGAGAAUUUCGAAGAAUUCUCCAAGGUCAGCAAGGAAGUCGAAGUAUCCUUGUUCGUUUGGUUCGUAUUAUUUAUGGAGACACCAGGUAACCCGAUGGAAGAAUUUUGUCGAAAACCUAUUGGCAAUUUUUUCAAUCUUAACUUUGAUACAGAGAUGUUAAUUCUUUGCUACAACGAAACGAUAUUAAAGGAAUGGUAUUCCAUACAUGAUAAUACCACGAUAACUUCUAAUUUCGCUACAUGGAAACCUGGAAAUUAUUUUUCCGCAAUUAGCAAUGAAAGCCUUUACGGUCGAAGAAGCAACCUUUUUGGAACGGUUUUACGCAUUGGCACGGUCAAAGAUUCUUCUUUUAUCGGGACAAAGAAUAAUAAGCUGACCAAGCUACUAGGAGUAAUAGUCACGGAGUUAAGCAAGACGAUAAACUUUACUAUCGAAAUAUUAGAGCCUGUUAAUGCUUAUGGCAGUUGGGACAAAGAAAAUGAAACUUGGAACGGAGUGAUCGGACAAUUGGUUGCCGGUGAAAUUGAUUUGGGUGUAGCUGAAUUUACAGUGACUACUACUAGACUGGAAGCUGUUGAUUUCACCUUACCAUUUUUACUUUCUCGUAAUCGAUUGUAUAUGAAAGAAAAUCCUGGUUCUGUUAUUAAUUGGUCCGCUUAUUUCAAGACAUUUAGUCCAGGAAUUUGGGGAAUAAUAAUUUUAAUGAUAAUGACGACGCCCAUUUUAUUGACCAUAAUUAAGAUGAAAAGUUUAUACAUUUCCGGAUCUGUUUUGUCAGUAAAUUAUAUACACGUAUGGGGUAUUUAUUGUCAACAAGGAUUAUCAGAAUUUCCCACCGAUUCUUCUUUACGUCUUGCUUUCAUCUCCAUCUUCGUCUCGGCUAUAAUAGUCUCGGCUGCUUACUCGGCUUCUUUAAUUAGUUUCUUGACCGUGACCACAGACAGUUUACCUUUUUCCACUCUCAACGAUUUCGCCAACGAUGGUUCCUACAGCUUGAUUGUUUUCGGCAACAGUGCUGAUUACGACCUUUUCGCGAAUUCCAAAGAUGAAAUCAUCAUCAAAAUGAUGAGUUUAAUGAAACCGAAAAAAGAAUUACCAACCGGAUUAUCUGAAGGAUUCGAUAAGGUAUGUACAGAGAAAGUGGCGUUCUACGCAACCGAAGAAGUAAAAAAAGCGAUAAAUCUUUAUCUACCAUGUAAAGUUAAUUUUAUAGAAACCGGUAGAUCUGAUAGUCUGGCAAUGACUGUGCCAAAGGGUAGCCCUUUUAAGGGUAUCAUCAACUAUCAUUUGCAAAAAUUCAUAGACAACGGUAUAAUGAAUCGUUUGAGAGGAAUGUUCGUUGUACAAGUUAAUUUAUCGAAAACUAUACACACUGCAGUUACUUUAUGGGACAUCGCACCAAUUUUAACAAUACUGAUUGGUGGUACCAUAUUAGGUAUCAUCAUAUUAAUCAUAGAAAGGUCUUAUCAUAUUUGUAAAAUUAAAAAUGAAUUUAACAAAUUACAAGACGAACUUAACAAAAUAAAAUUGAAGAAGAUCAUAAGAAUGGAUAAAAAUUUUUAUUCCGACAAUUUAAACAAAGCACGUAAAGUGAACGAACUUAAAUCAUCUGGUGGUUAUUUUCCAUGA
This is a messenger RNA of Polistes dominula (European paper wasp), 3088 nucleotides long. Its product is annotated as glutamate receptor 1. The record is from RefSeq and is a predicted model, not a curated record. NCBI's taxonomy places the organism in Eukaryota, Metazoa, Arthropoda, Insecta, Hymenoptera, Vespidae. Gene Ontology annotation, molecular function: ligand-gated monoatomic ion channel activity. Gene Ontology annotation, cellular component: membrane.